Molecule: messenger RNA, 10185 nt
Organism: Aedes albopictus (Asian tiger mosquito)
Lineage: Eukaryota; Metazoa; Arthropoda; Insecta; Diptera; Culicidae
Gene: Lar
Product: tyrosine-protein phosphatase Lar
Exons: 22
Coding region: 2044-8190 (2048 amino acids)
Biological process (GO): peptidyl-tyrosine dephosphorylation involved in inactivation of protein kinase activity
Cellular component (GO): signaling receptor complex
Molecular function (GO): protein binding; protein tyrosine phosphatase activity
Source: RefSeq, a predicted model, not a curated record
CCGCAUCCCGAGGACACCUUCGCCCCAGCGAAGGACGAAACCGAAGACGGCCGAUCUGAGUGUGCGGGCGACCCAGAUGAAACUACCUCAUCUCCGGCUCUGGUGGUGGCUCCUGUGGCUCUGCCAGUGCAUGGAAGCUUCCGCCGUGGAUUCUCUCUCUCAGUGCGCUCGUGUUCGUCCUGCAAGCAACAACAAAACGGCAUUCGAAUCCGCGUACAUUACGGGGUUCCGCGUCCGUCGCGUUUUUCCCUGGUGUGGAUGGAUAUAGCAUCUCCGAUUGUGUGACACGCAGCCAGUCAGCUGCCCGCCGCCGGUUCCCCAUUCGCCCGGCCCCUUCCGUACGACGAGCGGGAAUUACGGUAAUGUGCUGCUCCGCGUAGUUGUUGACCGUCGAUGACUCCCGGGAUGGGACAAGAUUUUUGAAUCGACGUGUGACCGUUGUGCGUGUGAAUGUGCAUGUGAUCUCUGUCAGUGGGCACAAUGUCAACUUUCGAAGACCGCCGAAUCUUGGAGUGCGUGCAAAUAGCUUACCCAGAGGAAAGUUUACAAACGACUACGAUUAACCACCGGUGGCAAGCAAUAAUAAGCAACUCCAGUGUGCGAACCGUGGCCACGUGGCCGCGUGUGUGUAAAUAAGUUUGCUCAAAUAUAAUAAAAAUAAUAAUAAAAAAGUGAAAGUGAAAAUCCUACGCAGCAACGAAACGCAGCAACGGAAGCCACAUCCCGAUAGCGAACGAAACAAUCUCAUAAUGAAGAGGAGAAAAUUUAUGAAUCGAAAAUUAUGAAAUCCAAUAAUAAUAAAUUAUGUGAAGCAGCCUGGCGCAAAGAAUCUAUUACGGUGAAUUUAUUUUCUCGGAAGGCAGCGUAGAAAUUCGCAGCAAACGCCCAAAAGUGCGGGAGGAGGAGGAGGAGGAGGAAGAGCAGCAGAAAUCGAAGAAGAAAAGUUGCUGAAAGUCAGAAUAUCAACAAGGGUCCAGCUGUGUGGGUGUGUGUGCAGGUAGUGGGGAGUGGGAGAGGAUGUGGGCACCCAAAGUGGUCCCCGGUGGCCGACGGCAAUGGGUCCGACCAGAAGAACCGCCCAUCGAACCACACUCGCCGCAGGUCCAGUGGUGUGCAGAAUGUCGGCGAAGAGCCCACCUAGUGAAAAUGUGGAACGGCCCGGAGGAGGUCGACGAACUUGUGUGAAAUUUUCCCAGAUUGGUGUGCAUUUUUGUGGGGAAACAGCCGCGAAGGAAGCCGCAAACCUGCAAAUGGGCCUAUUUGGCUAGGGAGUAACGAAAUUGAUAGCCGUCGAGCAGUUUAUUUUGCUGUGUUGUACUCUAUAAUUGUGUGCAAACGAGACGGUGAAAACAUGGUAUGGAAGAAACUUUUCCGGGGAAAAUUGCGGCAGAUAAUCGUGCAGUCAGGCAGUAAAUGGGGUUUAACACGACGACGCCGCCGACGGAGUGAAUGAGACCAGCAGAAGCAGCAGUGAUCGGAAAUGUGAACAAAAAGAUGAAAGCCAAUCGAGUGCGGGGAGUUUUAAAGACAGGACCUGUUUGAAGAAGAAGUGAUGGUUAUAAGAACGUUAACUUUCUCGGCCGAACAUGAAGAAAUAUGGUAUUAAAUGGAUUUCAUUCGACGAAGGUAGAAUGCGUUGAGUAGAGGAAGGCAGCUUACCGUCACCGGUAGAAGAAAAAGGGUAUCACUGUCAAUUGUUCUUCCAAUUCUAUCGGGAAAAGUACGCCAGCACAUCCACCGUCUACAUCGUUCUCUCAAAAAGCCAAUGAAAAAUAUCCCCAAAAUGUCACCCCGGUGACAUCUGACGAAGUUACAAAAAGAAAGGAAACAGCUUCAACGUGACAGGGGCCUUCGUGUGAGAUAAGAAAAGUAUUCCACCCACGACAAGCGUUCUACGGUAGAAAAAAAAUCCUUACACACACCCUAUUUGGGCAGAAGGCAGUACGACAUAAUACAAACUCGCACUUACACACGCCGCAGCUAGAGAGGGCAAGAGGGCAGAAGGAGAGCAAUAAAAUAAUUAGCGCGCGGGGGAAUUGAGACAUGGGGCUGCAGGCGGCCUUCGGUGCCGCGUUACUGACAGCCAGCGUAAGCGUUCUGCUCCUAACGCUGAUACCGCCAUGUGCACUAGCAUCACAUGGGAAUUUCUCAGACUUUCCCUUCAUCUACCUGACACAUCCACCGGAAAUCAUUCGCAAGCCGUCGAACCAGGGCGUCCGAGUCGGCGGAGUUGCAACGUUUUUCUGCGGAGCCAGAGGUGAUCCACAGCCGAACAUCGUGUGGAGGAAAAAUGGAAAGAAAAUAAUGGGUACCCAAUCACGCUACUCGGUCAUCGAAUCUAAUGGUGUUUCCAUGCUGCGUAUCGAACCGGUACGUGCCGGUCGUGACGAUGCCCCCUACGAAUGUAUGGCGGAAAACGGCGUCGGAGAUGCAGUGUCCGCCGAAGCAACGCUCACCGUCUAUGAACCGGACAAAACGCCAGCCGGCUUCCCGAUGAUCACCCAGAGCCCCACGACGCGCGUAAUUGAAAUUGGCCACACGGCCGUCAUGCAGUGCAAGGCAACCGGAACGCCGCAGCCGAAGAUCUACUGGAUCAAGGACAUGAAACGUGUCGACAUGACCAACCCCCGCUACAGCAUCAACAGCGAAGGAAGCCUCCAGAUAGACAACAGCGAGGAAAGUGACAUGGGGCGGUACGAGUGCGUGGCGGAAAACUCCGUCGGUACAGAACACACCAAGCAAACAAACCUCUAUGUGAAGGUUCGGCGUGUGCCACCUACGUUUUCCCGACCACCGGAGCCUAUCUACGAGGUUAUGUUGGGCGGGAAUCUGACGUUAACCUGCGUGGCGGUGGGAUCCCCUAUGCCACUCGUCAAAUGGCGCCAAGGAAUUGAUCAGGAUCUAACGCCGGAAACGGACGUCCCAGUUGGACGUAACGUCCUGGAGCUGAACAACAUCAGACACAGUGCCAAUUAUACCUGUAUCGCAUCAUCAACGCUCGGGGUUAUCGAGGCCACCACCCUGGUAAAGGUGCAAUCUCUUCCCGCAGCACCAACCGACGUGACAAUAUCGGAAGUCACCGCAACGCAGGUUCGCCUAGAGUGGUCGUACAAGGGACCGGAAGACCUCCAAUACUACGUAAUCCAGUACAAACCGAAGAACGCCAAUCAGGCGUUCAGCGAAAUCAGUGGCAUCAUUACAAUGUUCUACGUUGUGCGGACGCUAAGUCCAUACACGGAGUAUGAGUUCUAUGUGAUUGCUGUGAACAAUAUCGGUAGAGGGCCGGCCUCGUCACCAGCCACGUGCACUACCGGAGAGACAGAUGAUUCUGCGUAUGGAGGCUCCAAGAUGGAAAGUGCACCGAGGAACAUUCAAGUGCGCCCGUUAAGUUCAUCGACAAUGGUUAUCACUUGGGAGCCACCUGAGACGCCUAAUGGACAAGUGACUGGCUACAAGGUGUACUACACCACAAACCCCAGCCAACAGGAAGCAUCCUGGGAGUCGCAGAUGGUGGACAACAGCGAGCUAACGACCAUCUCCGAACUAACGCCGCACGCAAUCUACACCAUCCGGGUGCAGGCGUUCACGUCGAUGGGGGCCGGUCCAAUGUCCAACCCGGUCCAGGUCAAAACGCAGCAAGGCGUUCCCUCCCAACCGAGCAACUUCCGUGCUACCGAUAUUGGCGAAACAGCUGUCACUCUCCAGUGGUCCCGGCCGACCCACUCGGGCGAGAACAUCGUACACUACGAGCUGUACUGGAAUGACACCUAUGCAAACGAGCAGCAUCAUCAGCGAAUACCCAACACGGAAACAUACACGCUGAGUAGUCUCUAUCCGGACACGCUCUACUACUUCUGGUUGGCAGCCCGAUCGCAGCGUGGUGAAGGUGCUACCACUCCUCCGAUUCCCGUUCGAACCAAACAAUACGUACCUGGUGCACCACCACGUAAUAUAACAGUUGAAGCCACCAGUCCGACGACGAUCAACGUUUCCUGGCUGCCCCCGCCAGUAGAGCGUUCGAACGGUGCCAUCGUGUACUAUAAAGUGUUUUUCGUCGAGGACGGCCGCUCCGACGGGGAUGCCACCGUGACCACCCUCAACUCCACCAGCAUCGUGCUGGACGAGCUGAAACGCUGGACCGAUUACAAGAUCUGGGUACUGGCCGGGACAAGCGUGGGCGAUGGGCCCCGGUCCUACCCAGUCACUGUUAGAACCCACGAAGACGUGCCCGGAGAGCCACAGGACGUGGUUGCGGUUCCCGUCAAUUCGACCACGAUUAAAGUCACAUGGAAACCCCCAAAGGAGAAGAACCGAAACGGCAUCAUUCGAGGCUAUCACAUUCACGUCCAGGAGAUGCGAGAUGAGGGCCGAGGACUGCUGAAUGAACCGAUGAAGUUCGACGUGGUUGACGCUAUGGAAUAUAACGUCACCGCCCUUCAACCGGACACCAAAUACUCCGUCCAGGUGGCUGCCUUGACGCGAAAAGGCGACGGUGACAGAAGCACGCCAAUUACGGUUAAAACGCCCGGAGGUGUUCCCGUAAGGCCUACGGUUAAUUUGAAGGUUCUAGAACGUGAUCCAACGGUGUCCAUCGAACUGGAGUGGGAACGCCCGAAGCAAACCUAUGGUGAACUACGCGGUUUCCGUGUGAAAUGGGGUGUCCGCGAGCAUCCUUUGCAAGAGGAACCUAUUCUGAAUGAAAAUACCCUAACCAAGCGGAUCAACGAUCUGGAGCGUGGUGUGGAGUAUGAAUUCAGAGUUGCGGGUAUGAAUCACAUUGGAAUUGGUCAAGAGACGAUCAAGUAUUACCAAACACCAGAAGGAAGUCCAACCGGUCCUCCGACGGAUAUUGUUGUUCGGUUCCAAACACCCGAUGUAGUUUGCAUCACAUGGGAACCACCAACAAGGGAACAUAGAAACGGGCAAAUCACUCGGUAUGAUGUACAGUUCCACAAGAAGAUUGAUCACGGGUUAGGUACGGAGCGCAAUACGACGAUCCGGAAAGCUGUCUUCACAAAUCUUGAAGAAAGCACUGAAUACAUCGUUAGGAUUAGAGCAUACACAAAGCAAGGAGCUGGACCGUACAGCGAAAAGAAAAUCAUAUCCACAGAACGAGAUAUGGGUCGCGCGCCUCUAUCGGUGCAAGCUGUGGCCACUUCGGAGCAAACAGUUGAGGUAUGGUGGGAGCCUGUGCCUUCACGAGGUAAACUUGUUGGAUACAAGAUAUUCUACACAAUGACGGCAGUGGAGGACCUUGAUGAAUGGCAAACGAAGGUUGUUGGAGUUACGGAAUCAGCCGAUCUUCUCAAUUUAGAGAAGUUUGCACAGUAUGCCAUAGCGAUAGCUGCAUUGUACAAAACCGGACCAGGGCGACUUAGCGAGAAGGUAACCGUGAAGGUUAAACCUGAAGAUGUUCCGCUAAACCUAAGAGCCCACGAUGUCAGCACGCAUUCCAUGACUCUAAACUGGGCUCCACCUAUACGGUUGAAUCCCACAAAUUAUAAGAUCUCAUUCGAUGCCGUUAAGGAGUUUGUCGACUCACAAGGUAUUCCUCAAAAGCAAAUUCUACCGAAGCGUGAAAUUGUUCUCAAAAGCCAUAGUGUUCAACAUACUAUCUCAGACCUAUCGCCGUUUACCACAUACUUUGUGAAUGUCAGCGCUAUCCCAACCGAUUAUUCUUACAAACCACCUACAAAAAUUACAGUAACAACUCAAAUGGCUGCCCCACAACCUAUGGUACAGCCGGACUUCUAUGGAGUUGUAAAUGGCGAAGAAAUUCAGGUUAUUCUACCACAGGCAUCUGAAGAAUAUGGACCGAUUUCGCAUUACUAUUUAAUUGUUGUUCCCGAGGACAAAUCCAACCUACACAAACAUCCGGAUCAAUUCCUCACGGAAGAUUUACUCCCAAGCAAAACACGAUCUGAAAGACCCAAUGCGCCAUAUAUAGCAGCAAUGUUCUUACAGCGAAACAUUCCAUAUACAUUCCAUCUUGGAUCAGGAGAAACAACUCACAAUUUUACCAACAAGAAACUUGAACGAGGUAAAAGAUACCGAAUCUUUGUUCGUGCCGUAGUAGAUACUCCUCAGAAGCAUCUUUACACUUCGAGUCCUUUCUCCGAGUUCCUUGCCCUGGACAUGAAAGAAGCACCGACAGGGGAACCACCACACAGACCGAACCCCAACGUUCCUCAAGAUCCGGAAAUUCUCAUCAGGGGCAAAAACGAGGAGCCCGGAAUGAUUUGGGUUGUUGGACCGAUUAUUUCUGCGCUCGUUCUAUCCUUCUUUUUGGUAAUCAUUUACUUUGUUCGACGACGCCGACAACCGUACAAAACACCCGACCAGGCCGCUGUAACUCGGCCUCUGAUGGCUGCCGAUUUGGGAGCGGGUCCUGCUCCUACCGAUCCGGUUGAUAUGCGACGACUCAACUUCCAAACUCCAGGAAUGAUCAGCCAUCCUCCGAUACCGAUCUCUGAACUGGCCAACCACGUGGAGCGCUUGAAGGCCAACGAUAAUCUUAAGUUUUCACAAGAAUACGAAAGCAUUGAACCGGGACAACAGUUUACCUGGGAUCACUCGAACAUGGAAGUCAACAAACCCAAGAACCGUUAUGCAAACGUGACUUCAUACGAUCAUAGUAGAGUGAUUCUACAACCGAUUGAAGGAGUGCCCGGAUCGGACUAUAUUAAUGCCAAUUACUGCGAUGGUUACCGGAAGCACAAUGCCUACGUGGCCACACAAGGGCCUCUGCAGGAAACCUUCGGCGAUUUCUGGCGAAUGUGCUGGGAGUUGAAAUCAUCAACGAUCGUCAUGAUGACGCGAUUGGAGGAGCGCUCCCGCAUCAAAUGUGACAUGUACUGGCCAGCACGUGGCACCGAAGUGUACGGCGUAAUGACGGUGACAAUCACGGAAACUCAGGAAUUAGCUACCUACAGCAUAAGAACGUUCCAAAUUUGCCGAAGUGGAAGCAACGAGCGACGAGAGAUCAAGCAACUGCAGUUCACAGCUUGGCCAGAUCAUGGCGUACCGGAUCAUCCGGCCCCAUUCUUGCAAUUCUUGAAACGCACCAAGGUACUAACGCCCCCGGAUUCCGGGCCCAUCAUCGUGCACUGCUCGGCAGGUGUUGGAAGGACUGGGUGCUACAUCGUGAUCGACUCAAUGCUGGAACGCAUGCGCCACGAAAAGAUGAUCGACAUCUACGGACAUGUGACCUGUUUGCGAGCGCAGCGUAACUACAUGGUGCAAACCGAGGAUCAGUACAUCUUCAUUCACGAUGCGCUAUUGGAAGCGGUCAUCUGCGGUAGCACGGAAGUUCCCGCCAGGAGCCUUCACAAUCACAUACAGAAAUUGAUGCAAACCGAGCCAGGAGAAAAUAUUACCGGAAUGGAGAUGGAAUUCAAGAAGCUAUCGAACGUAAAGGCCGAUUCGUCUCGCUUCGUGACGGCGAACUUGCCCUGCAAUAAGCACAAGAACCGACUGGUUCACAUACUGCCAUACGAAGCAUCACGCGUCUGUUUGACACCGAUACGGGGCGUGGAAGGUAGCGACUACAUCAACGCCAGUUUUGUCGAUGGCUAUCGAUACCGCAAUGCGUACAUUGCUGCACAAGGACCAUUGCAGGAAACAGCGGAGGACUUCUGGCGAAUGCUGUGGGAGCACAAUUCUACGAUCGUUGUGAUGUUAACUAAGCUCAAAGAAAUGGGAAGGGAGAAAUGUUUCCAAUACUGGCCCCACGAACGAUCGGUACGGUAUCAGUGCUAUGUGGUCGAUCCCAUCGCGGAGUACAACAUGCCUCAGUACAAGCUGCGCGAGUUCAAAGUGACGGAUGCGCGAGAUGGGUCGUCACGCACGGUACGCCAGUUCCAGUUCAUCGACUGGCCCGAGCAAGGAGUGCCAAAAUCGGGCGAAGGUUUUAUCGACUUCAUCGGUCAAGUGCACAAAACAAAGGAGCAAUUCGGGCAGGAUGGGCCCAUAACGGUGCACUGUAGCGCCGGCGUUGGGAGGACCGGUGUGUUCAUCUCGCUCAGUAUAGUACUGGAGCGAAUGCAGUACGAAGGUGUGCUCGAUGUGUUCCAGACGGUGCGGAUACUGCGAUCGCAACGGCCAGCGAUGGUGCAAACAGAGGAUCAAUAUCAGUUCUGCUACCGUGCUGCUCUUGAAUACCUGGGUUCAUUCGACCACUACGCCAACUAAAACCGGAAUCAAUACCAACAACCCACAAGGGGACAACGUAAAACAUGAUAGCACACACUUUCAAUUACCCAAAUAUGUGAGAAAAUGGAACAAUCGCCAGUAGAACAGUGACAUUUACCAGAACAAGUGAGAACAUCAUUCCAGCAGAGUUGUAGUGGAAUCAUUCAGAUCUUCAUCCUUCCCUGCAUUCAUAUCUUCAUCGAUUGAUGCGAAGUGGUCAAAUUAGUGGUGUUAUCAUAUUUAGCGGAACAUCACUCGCACAAUCCCAAAUCGUUCAUACCGGAAAAGCAUUAGUGGCUCUCUAGUAGACUUGUUUUGUACCAAACCGUCAAUACAAACUUCGGUUAUUUCGCACUCACAUCAUCCAUAAUCUACAGGAAAAAGCAUUUCAUACCUAGUCGAUAGGUUUUGUCUCACCAAACUUUUCGAUGGAACCUUCUUCGAUAGAAAAGCAUUUUAAAUCAUUUAAAGCAAAAUUUGUCGUUUGACGAUCCAAAUCAGAAUAAAAAAAACCUACAUUUCACUAGCUAGAACGAAAUCUAAUAGAAAAAAAAGAUAAACGAAUUAAUUGAAUAUCAAAAAUAUAGAAUCAGGUUUUUAGAUAAAUUUCAACCAAAUAUGGAACAUUGUACGCAUUUUUCAGGAUAAAAAAGUUACUACUUAAUAGCAAGCGAUUGGACAGUGGCAACCAUUCAAAUUACAGAAUAGCAACUUAACAAUACUGAGCUGAUAGAACAGUAAAACAAACUAAAGAAACACAAUAAACUGGUGUUUGUAAAAAAGAGCAAAAGAAACAGGUCAACAGUAAGAAGGACACAAACAAACGCUUUAUUUGAUUUGCUGGGGGAUUGCAAGAAAGACGCUAUGAACAGAAAAAAAACAUAAUUAAGAGAAUGAGUGCACAGUAACAGGAGUGUCGUCUAUAUUAUAAAAAGUAUAUUUUUUAUAACACAGAGUGAAAGAUGCAAGAGAAGCUAAACAAUAUGCGAGAUAUCUGUUGAAGCAAAUGGGAGUUAAUAUUCGUCAGACUGAUAUUGUAAAAAAAUAACGCAACUACUGUAAAAAGAAAAGAUUAUGUGAGACCGACAUGCGAUGAAACCGUAGCUUGUGGGUGGUAGGCAUCGGAAGAGAAUAGUAGUAGUAAAACAUAAAGUUAGGAAGAAAAAAAAACGAUAUAUUAGAAGAGUUGAUCUGUUUUUGAAAGAUGUGAAUACAAAAAGAUUAUUAACCCAGUGAGGAAUCAGCUUGGUGAACAUAGGCGCAAAUAUACAGCUGUGUUUAGAAAUGCAGCAAACAGACGAAAACGCAUAUAUAUCACGCUAUAGACUUAUAAAAAGCUAGAUUUAAGUUUAUACAGGAAACGAACAACAAAAGCAAACACCGUAACUGGCGCAUCAAUAAUUUUCUGAAGCAUUAAGCACGCGCAUCACAAUCAUCAUGUCCGCGCAAGCGGAAUGAGCCGGAUAGAUACAACUGGACUUAAGUUUCGAGGAACAGCUUUACUUACUAAGUUUGGUAUAUGCACUGGAUGUUUUGCGUUAAGCACUAAAACCAAACGGCAUUACAAUGAGGAACAAAAAUCUUAGGGCGUCUAUUGCAGGUUAUACAGCUGGUCGAUUACUGUCCGAUAACAAAGUAAAAGUAGGGAAGAUUCAAAAUUGCAUCCCAAUAAAAGCUCACAACAGUUUAGGUUGUUGUGGCAUUAAUUUCUGAAGUGAAUCUUUAUAAAGCUACGUUCUAUUGGAACUUCAAAGCUGAUGAAUUUAUGUCAUGUUCAGCUAAUUUGAAAGCUACUCACACUUAACUGGAGUAACGAAAAUUGAAGCUGUAAGGCAAUGAAAAAUGAAAAGCCCUAUUUAAAUAACAGAAACAUAACUUAUUUUUCAGAUGAUUAGGUUAUACAAACCGUGACAGAGAUUCAUAGGGCAAAAUGUCGAGAGAACAGAAAAUGUUGGUUAUUAACUGGAAGAGUCAUCCCAACUUAAAAACAUUUUU